AUGGGCGACAACAAUGUCAGGUCGUACUUUGCUCCGGCAGGCGGACUGCCGCCGCAGACACAGCUUCUCACCGACCGCGCCAUGUUUACCGAGGCAUACGCCGUGAUCCCAAAGGGCACCUUCAGCGACAUCGUCACGAGCUCUCUGCCCUUCUGGGACCAGACGAGACUGUGGGUGAUUGCCCGUCCGCUGUCGGGCUUCGCGGAAACCUUUUCGCAAUACAUCAUGGAGGUUCAGCCCGGUGGCGGCAGCGACCGCCCCGAACUAGAUGACGGCGCACAAGGCGUACUGUUCGUCGUCGAAGGCAGUGUAACCAUCACCAUGGCAGACGAGAAACACGUCCUCGCCGAAGGCGGCUAUGCCUAUCUGCCGCCGAAAAGCGGCUGGACCCUACGCAACACAGCUGCCACCACGGCCCGUUUCCACUGGAUACGCAAAGCCUAUGAAUACGUCGACGGGCUUGGUACGCCUGAGCCUCUUUUUCUCAACGAAAAUGACAUUGCACCUUGCGAAAUGCUGGGGACCAACGGUGCUUGGGCAACGACACGCUUUGUCGAUCCCUGCGAUCUGCGCCAUGACAUGCAUGUCAACAUUGUCACCUUUGAGCCUGGCGGUGUCAUCCCGUUCGCGGAAACCCACGUCAUGGAACACGGACUCUAUGUGCUGCAAGGCAAAGCCGUCUACCGCCUGAAUCAGGACUGGGUCGAGGUGGAGGCAGGCGACUUCAUGUGGCUGCGCGCCUUUUGCCCGCAGGCGUGCUACGCGGGCGGCCCUGGCAAGUUCCGUUACCUGCUUUACAAGGAUGUGAACCGGCACAUGAAGCUCUCGAGAUAG
This is a messenger RNA of Metarhizium brunneum ARSEF 3297, 834 nucleotides long. RefSeq names its product (S)-ureidoglycine aminohydrolase (gene UGLYAH). Gene Ontology annotation, molecular function: ureidoglycine aminohydrolase activity. The record is from RefSeq and is a predicted model, not a curated record. Lineage: Eukaryota; Fungi; Ascomycota; Sordariomycetes; Hypocreales; Clavicipitaceae.